This is a messenger RNA of Durusdinium trenchii, 2856 nucleotides long. Lineage: Eukaryota; Dinophyceae; Suessiales; Symbiodiniaceae. The record is from the annotation of a GenBank genome assembly.
CAAGAUUCUUAAUAGAUCCCGAUGCAAUCCUUGCUUUAUGCCGCUACGAGGGGCACUUGUGACCGGCAGUGCCAGGGAUGUGGGCUGUAGUUCGGCAGGCUAAGGCCCACUUCCCGCCUUUGACCCUGCUGCAUGAGACUGCAUGCCGGACGUGCUGUGAACCUGUGUUUGAAAGUCAGAGACGCUCACUGGUGAGUUCAUGGCGGCCAAUCGCUGAAGCUUUGCACUCUGCGAGACUUGUGUCGACGGCGAGUUUCCUGCCACCACCAAAGUCCAGAUGGUCGCCAUCUAACGAGCUGCCAGCAAAGUUGGGGUUUGUACAGUCGCAACGCAGGACGUCCAGAAAGAAGAAUCUAAAAGCAGUGCACCAAAGUCAAAAAGCAACUUCGAACCAGACUUCAAGUCCUCCACGAGCUGCUCGGCAAGCGCUGCGACCGGUUAAAGCCGGAUCUCCUCCUGUGAAGAAAGUGCGGCGCAAUCAAAAGAAGCACCGCCACUCAACCGAUCUGGAGGAUCUCGGCGACGCCCCCAAUUCCCUGCCGCAUUUUGAUAGACAGGUGAAGCGACUCCAACAGAGACCUAUUGCAGCAUUGCCUCGGACUCCACAAUUCUUUGUUCGUUUCGGUCCUCCUAUGACCGCAGAGGACCUCACUCAUGAUGCUCCAUCCGUGUUUGUGGAAUCUCGCAAGUUGCUCGAUGAUGUUCUGGAGAGGCGAGAGAAACUGCAGUCAGCACCUGACUUCGUUGCUCCUGAUACGCCCUUCUGGAGAGUGCCGGCCAAAUUGCGGAAGAAAAAAACACCAAAAUGGCAAGCAAAAGCGGAAGGUGAAGAAGAAACCUCCAAAGCGGAGAAUCCAUCCGAAGCUGCUGAGCAACUCAAGGGCAUCGUGAAUCUUGGAAGGCCACCAGGCGGCCGCCGAGCUGAACCUUUGUCUCCUGCAAAGGCCAGCAUCAAGCUGCUAGACGAAGGUGAAUCCAUGCCACAUGACUCAGAAGAAACGGUGCAGUCAGAGGCAGAACAGGAUUCAGCAAGCAGCUUUUCCCAUGCUAGUCGCCCACUACGACCUGAGCAAAGCUUGAUUGCAAGUCUCAGGCAGAAGGCAGCUGACUUUGCAAGAACGGGGGCAAAUCCAGAUUUGGUUGAGAGCAUGGCAGAAGCUUUGAGGCAUCAUCCAGGAACAGAGCGAGCCGCGAGGAUCCGGGAGAUGCGAAGUUGUGUCAUGGAUUUUGAGACACUCAUUCAGGAGGGAAAAGCGUCCGUCUCCAAUUGUAAUGAGUUGAUUCGGGCACAAGCGCUACAGGGUCGAAUGGAAGAGGCUGUGCAAACACAUGACUCCAUGAAGCUUCAUGGGUAUGAGCCAGACUCAGAGACCUUUGUGUCGCUUCUUUUGGGAGCUGCUCAACAUGGUGAUGCAGAGCUUGCUCGAAGGUUUUUCUUGAAAAUGAGGGAGCAGCUUGUAAGUGCAACUCCUAAGGUCUAUGCUGCACUUAUCCACGCACAUGUGCGGGCGGGUGACACUGCAUCAGGAUACUCACUUUUAAGGAAGAUGGAGGAUGAGCGGGUACAGCCAGAUGUGGUUGUUCACACAAUCCUGAUCAAUGGGCUUGUCCACGAAGGACGAUUGGAGACAGCGUGGGAAGAGUUUCACUCAAUCCGAACCUGGAAGCUGAUACAGCCUGAUGAAGUUCUCUUUACUGUGAUGAUAAAGGCUUGUGCGAUGGCAUCUGAAGCAGAACGUGCCCUGAAUUUGCUGGACGACUUGCGAAUAAGUGGUUUGUAUCCGACUGACAUUACCUAUGGAGAGCUGAUCCGUGCAAUGUCAAGCAGCCAAGAUCAUGCAAAGAAGGCCUUCGACUUUUACAGGCAGAUGCAGGCUGAGGACCUACCAAUAAGCAGCUUUGUUUUUGAGCAUUUACUGAGAGCUUGCGCACAGCUUGGAGACCCGAAGCGUGCAAAAACAACUAUACAUGAAAUGCGCGAGUACGGCCUUGUGCUAAGUCCUGUGAUGUACUGCCAUUUGGUCAGCUUGUUUGCAUCAGCCAUGCGACGCCCGCAUACUUCGGAGAACGAGAAGCUACAAAAUCUUCGCUAUGCUUGGAACGUUGUUGCAGAAGCUCGUCGUGCCUGUGAAAGUCGCAUCAACUGGACGAGCAUGCUGAAUGAAGUCCUUAGGGUAUAUGUGGCUGGUGGAUUUGCAGAGUUUGCAGUUGAGAUGCUUCCUCAGUAUGCUGAGUUUGGUGUGAAUCCUGAUGCAGACACCUGGGCGCACCUACUUCGCAUGUUUGGCGAUGAUCUAAAGGACGUUGGCCGCUUCUUCCUUCUGUGGGACACCGUUCCGCAGGACAUCAAACUUUCAGAUGACCUUUAUCACCUGGCCUUGGAAAUGGCUUUGCAGUCUCGAUCCUCCCAGCAAACCUGUGCAGUUCUUGAGCAGAUGUAUUCCGUGUCAGUCUUUCCAACCCCUCAACUUGCAGAGCGGUUAGCGAAAGCGGGACGCCAUGUCAUCCAGAUUCAUCAACAGAUCGGUAAGUUCAUUUCCUUGAACCGUGAUUUGAAGAUUGCGGCAGCAAAGCGAGAGACGGCCCUGCUGCAGACGCACAUGGAUGAGCGCGAGGCUUACUUGGCUGCAGACGGCCUGACUGUGAGAAGCCCCACGCCGGAACAGGAGUAUCGAGAUCGAUAUUUUGAUCAGCUUCACAAGCAGGGAGUGUUCAAGCGUCCCUGGCUUCCAUUUGGUGAAUAUUUGGCCUCCAAGCAGAAGGGUGGCGAGGCAUAUGCAAAGCGGCACGACAAGCCACGGCCAAAUCUUCUCUCAGCCAAUGGGCCGUCAUGACGGCAGCUGGAAAGUCGACAAA